Messenger RNA from Alosa alosa (allis shad), 4941 nucleotides. RefSeq names its product WD repeat-containing protein 7. Gene Ontology annotation, molecular function: protein binding. Lineage: Eukaryota; Metazoa; Chordata; Actinopteri; Clupeiformes; Clupeidae. The record is from RefSeq and is a predicted model, not a curated record. Gene Ontology annotation, cellular component: cytoplasm.
CUCUGAUCAGCUGACAGUGGAGGCUGCAGAGGGCAAUUAACAUAAGAAAAUAGAAUUGUUACGCCUUUCAGGGUAUCAAUAUUUUCCUAAAAGACUGGUACAUCUAGGAAAUGUUCAAUAAGAAGUAGUCGCUGUUCACAAGAGAACAUGGCAGGAAACAGCCUGGUAUUACCCAUAGUGCUAUGGGGCCGCCGCGCACCCACACACUGCAUCUCCAGUCUGCUGGUGAUGGAUGAUUUUGCCACCAUAAUCACGGGCUGCCACGAUGGACAAAUCUGCAUCUGGGAUAUGACACCUGAGCUGGAGAUAAGUCCACGUGCCCUUUUGUUUGGACACACUGCUUCCAUCACCUGUUUGUCUAAAGCCAGCGUUGCCAGCGACAAGCAGUACCUAGUCAGCGCAUCGGAGAGUGGUGAGAUGUGCCUGUGGGAUGUCAAUGAUGGCCGCUGCAUUGAGUUCACCAAGCUGGCCUGUGCUCACACUGGCAUCCAGUUCUACCAGUUCACCAUCGGCACCCAGCGCGAGGCCCGUCUCCUGUGCCACGGCCACUACCCUGAGAUUCUGGUGGUGGACGCCACCAGUCUGGAGGUGCUCUACUCGCUGGUGUCCAAGAUCUCGCCCGACUGGAUUAGCUCCAUGAGCAUCAUCCGCUCGCACCGAACACAAGAGGACACAGUGGUAGCUGUGUCUGUUACUGGCAUACUGAAGGUGUGGAUCAUAACGGCUGACGUGAGCAGGAUGCAGGAUCUGGACCCAGUGUUUGAGGAGGAGUCCAAGCCCAUCUACUGCCAGAGCUGCCAGAGCAUCUCCUUCUGUGCGUUCACCCAGCUCUCCCUGCUGGUGGUCUGCUCCAAGUACUGGAGGGUGUUUGAUGCGGGAGACUACUCUCUGCUGUGCUCCGUGCCCAGUGAGAAUGACCAAGCCUGGACUGGAGGAGACUUCAUCGCUGCUGAUAAAGUCAUCAUCUGGACUGAGGACGGGUGCAGCUACAUUUACAAGCUGCCUGCCAGCUGCCUGCCCGCCAGCGAGCAUUUCCGCAGUGACAUAGGAAAGACAACAGAGGGCUCCAUCCCCCCUCUGGUCUACAGCAUCGCAGAUCGCGCCGACAAACAGGUAGAGGAGGGGUGUGAGGGGGAGCUCGUGGUGUGUCUCCCCGACGUCGCGGUCGACCCGGCGCUGUACACCCCUCAGCUGCUGUACCUCCAGCGGCCUCUAGAGGCACCAGUAAGCCCCAGCCCGCAGCAGGACGGAGGCGCGGCACGCGGCACAGCCAGCAGGGGGAGCCCUCCCCGGCCUCCGAGGCACCGCAGCAUCCACUCAGCCAUUCACCUGCUCCAGCGCAAGCCUGACACGGGCCACCACAGCCCAGCUGGGCCAUGGUGCUGGUGUGGGGAGGGGAUGGUGUGGACCCCAGCCCUUGCCACACUCCUCAUAUGCCCCCCGGUGACGCGGUUCUUCUAUGGCCGGCGCGAGCCCUUCCACAAGCUGCUUGUGCAGGGGGACUCGGCUGGCCGCCUCUCUCUGUGGAGCGUCCCAGAGACCUCUCCUCUACAGCCCCUGUCCUCGGCUGCAGAGCUGCAGGUAUCCUCCACCAUCAGCUUGCAGGAGGCCUUUGACAAGCUCGCGCCCCGGUCAGCGGGCAUCAUAGACCAGCUGAGCGUAGUUCCUGGCUCGGAGGAGCCCAUCAAGGUGACGGCCAGCGUAUACAUCCCCGGCCAGGGCCGGCUGGUGUGUGGCCGUGAGGAUGGGAGCAUCAUUCUGGUGCCCGCCACCCAGACAGCCAUCGUCCAGCUGCUGCAGGGAGAGCAUAUGCUGCGCAGAGGCUGGCCUCCACACCGCACCCUCAGGGGUCACCGGAACAAGGUGACGUGUCUGCUGUACCCCAACCAGGUGUCUGCGCGCUACGACCAGCGCUCGCUGGUGUCGGGCGGCGUGGACUUCUCUGUCAUCGUGUGGGACAUCUUCACGGGCGAGAUGAAGCACAUCUUCUGCGUCCACGGAGGAGAGAUCACCCAGCUGCUGGUGCCGCCCGAGAACUGCAGCACGCGGGUGUCCCACUGCGUGUGCUCGGUGGCCAGCGAUCACUCGGUCGGCCUGCUGAGCCUGCGGGAGCGCAAGUGCAUCAUGCUGGCCUCGCGACACCUCUUCCCCAUCCAGGUCAUCAAGUGGCGGCCAUGCGACGACUACCUGGUGGUGGGCUGCUCCGACGGCUCCGUCUACGUAUGGCAGAUGGACACAGGUGCGCUGGACCGCUGUGUGAUGGGCAUCACGGCCGUGGAGAUCCUGAACGCGUGCGACGAGCUGGCGCCGGCGGCGGUGGACGCUCUCAACCACCCGGCGGUCAACCUGAAGCAGGCCAUGACACGCCGCAGCCUGGCCGCCCUCAAGAACAUGGCCCAGCACAAGCUGCAGACCCUCGCCACCAACCUGCUGGCCGCCGACAACGCAGACAAGGGGAACCUGCCCAAGUACUCCCACAAUGCACUUGUGGUACAAGCGAUGAAGACCAAUGUGACGGACUCGGACAUGCAUGUGCUCUUCUUUGACGUGGAGGCGGUGAUCAUCCAGCUGCUGACCGAGGAGGCCCAGAGGCCCAACCCCAUGCUGGUCUCCCCGGAGACACUGCAGAAAGCUCCUGGCGGGGCGGACAAAGGCGGCUCCUUGCUGGCCAGCAAGAUCUUUAAACAGGUCAAAGAGACCAUUAAGGAGAAUAUCAAAGAGCAUCUCCUGGACGAGGAUGACGAGGAGGAAGAAGAGAUGCGCCGCCGUGAGGAGAAGUCCAAGUCGCUGAGCCUGCUGGAGUACAACCUGACCAUGGACACGGCCAAGCUCUUCAUGUCCUGCCUGCACGCCUGGGGCCUGAACGGCAGCCUGGACGAGGUGUGCCUGAGCCGCCUGGGCAUGCUCAAGCCGCACACGCCCAUCUCCUUCGGCCUGAUCUCCCGCGGCGGGCACAUGUCCCUCAUGCUGCCCACCUUCAAGGAGUCCCUGCUGCGGCAGCUGGCACUGGGCACUGGGCCCGACCCCGGCCGAAAGCUCUCCGUGUCCGAGAUCGUGGGCAAGGGCACGUACGGCGUGUCGCGCGCCGUCACCACGCAGCACCUGCUCUCGGUCAUCUCGCUGGCCAACACCCUCAUGGGCAUGACCAACGCCACCUUCGUGGGCGAGCACAUGAAGAAGGCCCCGGCACGCCCCCCCAGACCGGGCACCCCAGAGACCCUCAGGAAGAGUGGCCCACCGCCUCCCCCAGCCUCCAGCCCCGCGAUGCAGGCUCAGAUCAAACAAGCUGCUGCCGCUGCUGCCCCCAGCACUGGGCCGCCCGGCUCUGGGGCUAGUCUCACUGGCCCUGCUUUUCAUCCCUGUCCUUCAGUCAACGAAGGCUGGAGCCAGCUGGCUGCCAUGCACUGCGUGAUGCUGCCCGAUCUGCUGGGACUGGACAAGUUCCGACCCCCCCUGCUGGAGAUGCUGGCCCGCCGCUGGCAGGACCGCUGCCUGGAGGUGAGGGAGGCAUUGAGACCCCUGCUUUCGCUGCUGGAGCUGCGGAGGAUUGGUCAGUCUGGCAGGAAGGACACCAUUGAUCUGUGGGCCCCAUACCUGCCCCAGUAUGUGGACACCGUCAGCUCCCCCACGGCAACUGAGGCGCCCCAGCCAAUCCCGCCACCCCCUGAGCCGCAGCCAGUGGAAGUCAAAGUCCAGGAAGAGGAAAUAGAUGUGACAGACGAUGAUAUCACUGCAGGCUGCCUGUCCAACCUGCGCCCAGCAGCUAGAAGAUCUCCAACAAAUGCGAGCGGGCGGAGCAGGCCCCCGACCAUCGUGCUGCUGGGCGUGAUCGGGGCGAAGUUUGGGUGGCUCGAGCACCCAAGCUGCCCGCCCGGCUUCACCGCCCGACAGGCCCCCGAGGGCUUCGGCCUGACCACCGGCGGCUCCAACUACUCCCUGGCGCGCCACACCUGUAAGGCUCUGACGUUCCUGCUGCUGCAGCCCCCCAGCCCGAAGCUGCCCCACAGCACCAUCCGCCGGACGGCGAUUGAUCUGAUUGGCCGCGGCUUCACGGUGUGGGAGCCAUACAUGGACGUGUCUGCUGUGCUCAUGGGCCUGCUGGAGUUGUGUGCCGACGCCGAGAAGCAGCUCUCCAAAAGUGUUGAGAGCCUGAAAGUACAGAAGAAAGGGAAAACACAGGCCCGGUCUCAGUCAGCCAGAGGGCCGGGGUCAGUGCUGACGGUGCACAGGCACACGGCGAUGCAGUCGCAGGGCUCACAGUCGCAGCAGAACGUGCACACCACCACUCUGGCCCGCGCCAAGACCGAGAUCCUGCGGGUCAUCGAGAUCCUCAUCGAGAAGAUGCCCAGCGACGUGGUGGACCUGCUGGUCGAGGUGAUGGACAUCAUUAUGUACUGCAUCGAGGGCUCUCUUGUCAAGAAGAAGGGCCUGCAGGAGUGUUUCCCUUCUAUCUGCAAGUUCUACAUGGUGGGGUACUGUGAGCGUAGUCACCGCAUUGCUGUCGGAGCGCGACAGGGCUCUGUGGCUCUGUAAUGACCGUCCGACCGCAAGUGUCAGCACAUUCACGGCCAUAAAGGGCCCAUCACAGCCGUGUCCUUCGCCCCAGAUGGGCGCUACCUGGCCACCUAUUCCAAUGCCGACAGCCAUAUCUCCUUCUGGCAGAUGAACACAUCUCUGCUGGGCAGCAUCGGCAUGCUGAACUCUGCUCCACAGCUGCGCUGCAUCAAGACGUACCAGGUGCGGGUAGCCGGACCUCGCCGGAGCUCCCAGAGCAUCCUGGAAGCUGGCGGCGCCCUCAUCUGGACCUCCAACAUAGCGUCAUCCUCCAUGGCACCGCGGCGGCAAGGAGCACGCUUCAUGCUGGAGGAGGAAGAGGAGCUGGAGGAGGAAGAGGAGCCGCCUCAGGGUCACGUGGUUAUCAACCAAAGGGUUCUACUGUAG